AUGUCCAGGAUCAACAUACCUCUGGCCAGAGAUCUGCUGCAUCCAUCCUUGGAAGAGGAAAAGAAAAAACAUGAAAAGAAACGGCUAGUUCAAAGCCCAAAUUUCUAUUUUUUGGAUGUAAAAUGUCCAGUUUGCUACAAGAUUACCACGGUUUUCAGCCAUGCUCAGACGGUGGUUUUUUGUGUAGACACAACCGUGUUGUGCCAGCUAACGGGAGGAAAGGCCAGACUUACAGAAGGCUGUUCAUUUAGAAGAAAGCAACACUAAUGAUCUGCACAACCUCUUGAAUUUGUGUUACAUCGCAGAAAGCG
Messenger RNA from Nyctereutes procyonoides (raccoon dog), 311 nucleotides. RefSeq names its product 40S ribosomal protein S27-like. Gene Ontology annotation, molecular function: structural constituent of ribosome; RNA binding. The record is from RefSeq and is a predicted model, not a curated record. Bases 1 to 267 code for a protein of 88 amino acids. NCBI's taxonomy places the organism in Eukaryota, Metazoa, Chordata, Mammalia, Carnivora, Canidae. The transcript is spliced from 2 exons. Gene Ontology annotation, biological process: ribosomal small subunit assembly; translation. Gene Ontology annotation, cellular component: cytosolic small ribosomal subunit; ribosome.